AUGAAGUUCUCUACUUUCCUUUCCAUCCUGCCCUUCCUGGCUGGCGUCAUUGCCCUCCCAGCCGAGAAAAAGACCAGUAAAGGCUUCACCGUCGUCGCCAUCAACCCUGGCUCUCCUGUUCACAACCUGAAAUUGGACGCUUCUUCCACAAACCUGUACCUAAACAGUGAAACCGACGUCUGGUGCCCUCCCGAAGCGGUUAAGGCUGGCGGCUGCCCUGGUGGUAACACUACUAUCCGAGAUACCCCUGUCUUGGCCUCUGCAAACUACAUGUCCGCCAAGAUCCCCGGUGGUGAACACAUCUACGUUGACCCCAACGGUCACGUCAGAUACACUGGCGGCAGCGACAGCCAUAUGGAACCCGGUUCCUCUACGAAUGGGUUCUCGCAGGUCGAGCGCGAGUGGAAUUACAAGGCCAACGGCGCGGAUGGCUUCCUGGCCUGCCCUUUUCGUGGUGGAAAUGAUAUUUGGGAAGUGUUUGUCAACGCCAAGAACAUUACCACCUACCGGGGUGUGGAUGCCUGCCACCCCUUCAAGGCCCAGACUACGCCCUGGCAGUCUUCUGAUGGCCGCGAUUUUGCUGUUUGGUCGUACACUUAA
Molecule: messenger RNA, 600 nt
Organism: Aspergillus glaucus CBS 516.65
Lineage: Eukaryota; Fungi; Ascomycota; Eurotiomycetes; Eurotiales; Aspergillaceae
Exons: 2
Coding region: 1-600 (199 amino acids)
Source: RefSeq, a predicted model, not a curated record